UAUUAUUAUACGGAAGGCUUUCUAGAUCACGGACGAUGGAUAAAGAUCAGAGUUGCGCGCACAAUCGUCUUUGAAUCAAAGCCUCUUUUCAGAUUAUCGUUAAACUGCAUGACGGAAGGAAAUAUAUGUACAACGUGCGACAUUUAGACAGGCAUUUUCUAGAGUGGAUAUAUAGUCUAUAUUUUUAUAAAUGAUAUCCUUACAUAGCAUUAUUGAUUUGUCCCCGACAUUGUAGUAGUUUAACGUUUUAUGAUGGGCGAUUUAUAGCGGUACCAGCCCAACAAUUACCGAGUUAGUUUAAACAGAUUUUAGAGACAUCAAAUCUGGCCCCAACAUCAUUUUAAUCCAAACUGUCCUUACUACAAUCCCUAAGGCAUUUUCUAUUCAAUCUUGUACAGGUUACUUAUUCAACGACAUGCCAGCAGUUUUCACAACUUAAGCCGGAACUGGAAUGCAAUUUGUCUGGCUUUGACUGAUUUUACACCAAAAAAUAAAUUUCAACCAUGUCUACAGACAAAAAAUCCAAACGGUUAUUAGCAGAAGUUACCGAGGAUUUGACGCAGGAACAAAUAGACGAGUUCAAGAAAGCGUUUUCGUCCAUCGAUCUUAAUAAAGACGGUAAAAUAUCGAAAAAAGAACUAGUAGACGCUGCAAAAUUGUUGGGUAUUAAUAUUACACUGGAGGAAUCGAAAAAGCUGAUCGAGAGCGUAGAUCUCAAUAAAGAUGGCAGUAUAGGAUUUGAAGAGUAUGUCCUUCUCAUGAAAGACACUUUUCUACAAAUAGAUCUGAACUGUGAACGUUACAAAGCAUCAUUUAUGCUGAUAGACACGAAUAAUGAUGGUGUGAUUUCCUUCGAGGAACUUGUACGAGCUUUAGCAUUUAACAAGGAGCAUCACGAUCUUAAUAAAGUACGCGAAAUCUUUAGUGCUGCAGAUACGGACGGGGACGGAUCGAUCAAUUUUAAAGAAUUCGCUACAUCAUCUUUGCCUAGUGUUGUAUUUGGAGAGUAAAUAUGAAUUUAAUAUAUUACUUAAAUCGUGAAAAAACUCUGAAGACAGAAGUUCAAAACACUGUACAGGAUACAGGAGUUUCCGACUUUGUUUAUGUUUGUCUAAUAUUGUUACAUUUUGCAAAUCUCGACAAUUUGUCUAAUUUGUUUGUACAAAUAAGAAAAAUUGUUUUAUUUUUGAAUUGUUCAUCUAAUAUUUUGUGACAGUUCAUGCUUGUUUCAUGAAUUUUUACUUUGAAUAGAAAUCCAUUCCAAGAUA
This is a messenger RNA of Saccostrea cuccullata (small rock oyster), 1268 nucleotides long. RefSeq lists its product as uncharacterized. Bases 504 to 1010 code for a protein of 168 amino acids. The transcript has 7 exons. Gene Ontology annotation, molecular function: calcium ion binding. The record is from RefSeq and is a predicted model, not a curated record. NCBI's taxonomy places the organism in Eukaryota, Metazoa, Mollusca, Bivalvia, Ostreida, Ostreidae.